UGUGUUCACAACUGCUGUGUUUCGGCUCGUUCUUGUUUACUGCAGCUGAAGACUUUGCCUCUCCACUGUUAUUGCUAUACUCUCUGUGAUAUUAUAGCUUUACACACCACCACAGACAUUACAGACUUUGACCAACUAUUGAGAAAGGGAUGAUCCAGUCUGUAUUAAGUAGGUGUCGUUAUUUUUCAGCCCUCUCCCACCUUAAUUAUCUGAAAAAUAACAUUCAAGUACAGAGGUCAGUGGGAGGGGGGAAAUCUGCUUGUGCUUGCCAGUGGAAUCGAUACUGUAGACCUUACAUGGGUUUGGAAUGAGGGGCAUUAGACUCACAGCUAUUCCAGUGCCAAGAAAUACGCAGCUAAAAUUGGCAGCUCAGAGAUGUGUAAUACACAAACAGGGUCUGGAGUGUUGCAAGUGUUCAAGCGCUUUCAAGUAUGUUGGGUAAACGACUAUCUGUUUCCAUGGUUAAAAGAAAAAAAAAAAAGCAGAGAUUCUGCCGUGUCCCUCCAAGGAUUCUCUAAUUCAAGUGCCUGGUUAAUGUGAGCAGAGCUGACUUCCAGCAAAAACGCUCCCUGGCUCUGAUGCUGUGGGGCACAGCAAAGUGUUCUCCUUAUCUGAAAACAAUACUCUGUGGAAAUGGUGUGCAAUGUUGUCUGGCACCCUGGAGAUCUCCACACUCUGAGGAUCACCAGCAGCUGCCUGCAAGCAGCAAUGUUCUGGGGGGCAAAGACGCUGUGGCUGCUCCAGAGAGCUCCUGAGUGGGACAAAGUCCUCGUGUUGUUUUGUCCAUGCAGCAAGAGGGGAGGCAGGCACUGGAGCUUCCUAUCCCAUACAGAGUAAGGGAGCAAAAGGUGGAUCUGGCUGGUGCAAUGCUGUGCUUCAGAUUUGUUUCAGGAGUGGCCUGAAGUAUUUAUGUGCCUGUUAGUAAAUAAUUGGCACACUGUAUAGUUAAAGGAAAAGAAGAUGAAGCCCAUCGUCCAAAGAAGGCGAUCUACACCUUCUGCCAUUACGAAAGCUCUUGGCAAGUCAAAACACCAUUCCAGGGAAACUACGCUCUCUUCUUCCCAUUCAGACAAUGGGCUGCCAAGUGGGAUCUUUAGCAACCCAGGUUCCACAUUCAUCCUGGAUGAGCGAGUACAGCUAACCGUGGGCUUGCAGACUCAGGAGAGACAUUUGAUCUUGUUCAGUGAUAUGCUGGUCAUCGCCAAGUCCAAGUCUUCCUCCAGCCUGAAGUUCAAAAAGCAAGUGCAUCUGAGUGAAGUUUGGACUGGCACAUGUCUCAGUGAAGUAACAGAGAAGAAGAUGAGUCCUGAGAAUUCAUUUGUUAUCGGCUGGCCUACCAUCAACUAUGUCGUCACCUUCAGCUCAGCUGACGUAAAGAAGCAAUGGCUGUCUGCAUUACUGUGGCAUAUCAGUGAAAUGAAACAGAAAGAAUAUCUGAAGAACCUAACCCUUCAGAUCUUUGUGCUGGAUCCUGAAAACUGUUCUUCUACCACCACAGUCAAUGUGUCCAAUGUGGAAACUGCAGAGAGCGUGAUGAAGAAGACACUUGUCCAGCUUGGACUUCCUGAUAGGACAAGUGACUACCAUCUCUGGGUGAUCUCAGGAAAAGAUGACCCUGCUUACCCUCUCAUUGGGCAUGAACAUCCAUUCAGCAUCGCGUUAAACUGUCUCCGGGACUCUGCUGACCAGCAACAAGGAACUCACAGUCACACCCUCCUGCUUGAUGGGACAGAGGCAUCCUUCACCGAGCAGCUCCCAAAAGAGAAACAAUGUCAGUUUGUCCUGAAACCCAGGCUCCAAGCUCCAGUGCAGCUGAGGAGGGAGUCACUGCAGAAGCACACCAAGAGGAAGAAGUCUUUGAUUGACUGGGCCCUGCGGCGCAGCACCAGUGCACCCACAGACAGCCCUCCUUCACAGUCACCUACCACCCCACAGAAACUCUUCGGCAUGUCUCUGUCCUCUGUCUGCCCUGACGGGAUCCUUCCCAAGCCAAUCAUGGAUAUGCUGUUUCUGCUGUACCAUGAAGGUCCCUCUACUAGGGGCAUUUUCAGACGUUCUGCCAAUGCCAAGACUUGCAAGGAAUUGAAGGAGAAGCUAAACUCUGGAGAUGAUGUCCGGGUGGAUGGAGAGUCGGUCUUUGUGGCUGCAGCUGUCAUCACGGAUUUUCUCCGAAAUAUACCUGACAGUGUUCUAUCCUCAGACAUGCACGGACUGUGGAUGGAAGCUGUGGAUACAGAAAAUCGGGCACAUAAGAUUGAAACUAUCAAAAGCUUGGUCAGUCAGCUCCCAGAGGCCAACCUGGUCUUACUCAGACACCUCUUUGGAGUCCUUCAUCACAUUGAGCAGAAUUCCGUUGUGAAUCAGAUGAAUGCGUUUAACCUGGCUCUUUGCAUAGCACCCAAUAUGCUGUGGCUACCUAGUCCCACAGGGCCCGAGGAGGAAAGCAGGUCUACAAAGAAGGUAGCCAUGUUAGUACAGUUUCUGAUUGAAAACUCGGCAGAGAUUUUUGGAGGUGACAUUGCUUCCUUGUUUCAAAGACCGGACACAAAUUCCACAAACUCAGAGAGAUCUCUGGGCAUGGCUCAGAAUGAUGACUCCUCUGAUGAACUGGAAUUCUCUGCUUAUGACCUGGAAAGACCAAAGCAUUGCCUGAUAUCUAAAACAGAUGACGUUUUUGAACCACCCGGUGGCUUGUUACUCGAAGAGCAAGAAGACUGGGACUUGUUCAGUGAGAUCACAGCCUGCUACCAAAGCAAAACCCAGAAGAAUGCCAGUGCAGACAGCUACGAGCUCUUAGAAGAGGAGGGUUCCUUCUGCUCCAUAGGCUCAAUACGCUCACUUAGCCCAGCCAGGGACCGGUGCUCAUCAGAGCCCAGUGUCUGUCUUAGCUCCCAGCUUCCUGCUCAGAUCCAUGAGCCAGUGGCUCGCCAGUCUAGCUGUGAUGCCACCAUCAUGCACAGUCACACAGGCUACAUCCACAGACUUAAGCAACUGCAAGUGGAGAGCCAGAAGUUGAUUGAUGAAGGCCUUAGCACUGGGGCUAAUAAAGCCAGGCAGAAUUUGUGGCAGUCACCUCAGACCAGCUCUAAGGUAAAGAAGCCCAGCUUUCAGAAAUCUAACCUGUCCAACAGGUCCAGCUUCUCUAGCCUGUCCUCUACCACUACAUCUCCAUCUGCAUCCUCACUUAGCUCCCUAGACAGUGCUUUCUCAUACUGUUCGGAGUCAUCAGCUGUUAGUCCUACAGAUGUCUCCUCCCUGUCAUUUAUGUUUGGCACAUCUGCCAGGCUUCAUGCUGUGUCUCCCAAGGUUCCCAGGAAGUCCCCAAAAGAGUGGCACAAGUCCUUCACUUCUCCUGUGCCUUUACAGCCAUGUGACCUAGACAGUUUCUGUGACUAUGAACCCAAGGCUGUAGAGAGCAGACAUUGUUCUGGGGAGAGGAAAAGCUUUCUUUCUGGCAGCAGAGCUGCAGUGGGGAGCCCAGUAACUGACACUGACUGGGAAAAGGAGGAGAGACAGCUGAGAUUUGUGGGGGUGCCUGAUCUGAAGUUCCAAAGCCUGGAUUAUCCCAAUGAGCUAGAACAAAAUUCUGAGCCUUCACCUGAUGACCUAGCCAGCAAGAAAUUCCUGCAGAUCAACCAGCAGCAGCACAGGGAGAAGGUAGUGAAGCACAUUGAAAUCAGAAGUGUUGAUGCCUGCUCUCCAAGCCAGGAAGGCCUGAAGCGCACCAAGAUAACUUUUUACAUGGCCCCAAAUAAAGAAUAUUACUGGGGAUUGCCAGUGGAAGAGGAGAGGUCCUCGGCAAAUACCAGCAGCCCUAAUGAGCAAAGCACAUCUAAAGGCUUGCAGUCUGUGAGAGUCCAUAUCCCCCAGACAGUGUUUUAUGGGCAGAAUACACCCCUCGUUCUGCAGUCUGCCUCCAGGCAGCUCCACUGUGAAUCAACGAUCCUGUCCUCACGAGCAAGGCACAAAGAGAACUUCCACAAUGCCUCCACUCCGAAGGAGCUGGAGAGCAAGCCAGUGGGGGAGGUACCGGUGCCAAACCCCAGCGAGGGGAUCAACACGUUCAGCCACACCAUCCAUAUCAUCCUCCCUGCUUCCAUUCAAAGCACCGUCAGGGAAUAUUUCAAACAUGAUGAAACCAAGACCUGUCCCAUGGCUGAGGCAGAAGCAGUGGAGAAUGAACUUGUUCGGAGCAGGAUGGAGUGGCUCAGGAGGCGGCCACUGUCAGAAAUGGCUGCUGAGGAAUGUGAUGCAGUGGCGUUUGCGGAAGAGACGUUUGUCUAGGGAGAGGGCUGUGGGAGGACUGAAUUUUGUGUGCGUGGGUGUAUGAGCAGCAGAAAAUAUUCUGAUCAAGGUGUGAAGAAUCUAGUGGGCUGUGUUGAGCAGUGAGCGUAAAGUGGCACUAAUGUGUAUGUAAUGUUGGGGUUUGCAGUUCAUUUUGGUUGGGUUGUGAGUGGUGUUCUUUUUGUUACAUUCUUUUUCUACUUGAGAUACUUCACCAAGGGGACUGAUUGCCACCAGCCUAUCUCUGAAUUUGCUGAGGUUAUCUCUUUUUGAAGCAGAAAAGGAGAAACUCUGCUUUAUUUUCUUCAGUCACUGAUGUGUACAGAUGACUGCAGAACAUGGGCAGCAACUUUUCCAGCAGAAUUAGUUAAAUUUUAAGCUUGCAUAAAUAGCUCCGCUGUUCCCUGAUCAUCAUCACCAUUCA
Lagopus muta (rock ptarmigan) is the source of this 4708-nucleotide messenger RNA. RefSeq names its product rho GTPase-activating protein 20-like. The record is from RefSeq and is a predicted model, not a curated record. NCBI's taxonomy places the organism in Eukaryota, Metazoa, Chordata, Aves, Galliformes, Phasianidae. Gene Ontology annotation, molecular function: GTPase activator activity. The transcript has 15 exons. The coding region runs from base 961 to 4284 and encodes 1107 amino acids. Gene Ontology annotation, biological process: regulation of Rho protein signal transduction; signal transduction.